Messenger RNA from Triticum aestivum (bread wheat), 2531 nucleotides. RefSeq names its product vegetative cell wall protein gp1. NCBI's taxonomy places the organism in Eukaryota, Viridiplantae, Streptophyta, Magnoliopsida, Poales, Poaceae. The coding region runs from base 484 to 1392 and encodes 302 amino acids. The transcript has 2 exons. The record is from RefSeq and is a predicted model, not a curated record.
GCCGCCACGCGACCUCCCCCAACUACCCCGCCGCCGCCCGACCUCCCAGGAUCCCCCGCCGCCGCACGAACUCCUGCACGCCCCGCCGCCGCCUACCACAAACGCCGCCGUGGCCGGACCCCGCCUCCUGCAACCCCACAGCAGGCCUCCUCCCGGGACCACCUCCGACUGCACUCCGGCGCGACCUGCAUGCCCUUCCUACGCAAUCUGCCGAGUGUGCUCUGGCGCGCCCCAUCCUUCCUUCCAUCCAUUCGAGCUCCUCUCCACUCCAGAUGCAGUAACGACCCACCACCAUCGUCAGCUGCCACCGCGGGGGACCACGUCCAUCCACCCACUUGGACGUGGGUGCAAGGUCAGGACAGCGCGGGGGGAGCUCGAGAUGCACCACCCGCCGCCGCUCCCCGUGCAGGCUGUUCACCGACGAGCUCCUGCAUUGGUGCCAUCUUCCUGCCCUACUCCAUCUGAACUCUCUCUCUCUCUAUUAUGAUAACACCCUCUAAGACCUUAUUCUGCACACACCACCCACCCCGCACCCCGCCUUCUCCACACAGGAACCCACCCCAUUGCCCACCUUCCCCAGCACCACCCACCCCGCAGCGCCCCACCACCACCCACCUCCGGCGCCCCACCACCCCCACGCCUCCCACCAGGCCGCCGGCAGGCCGCCCAUCCCCAUCCUCGCGACGCCCGCCCGUCCCCAUCCCCUCGUCCACCACAGUCUCCCUCCCCGCGCCCGAUCCAGCAGUGGGCGGACACCUCCCCCAACGACGACUCAGUCUAGAUCGAGGCGGGGGCGGCCACGACUUGCCGCUGACGGGCGCGGCCCGCACGGUCCCAGCUCGAUCUCGUGCCUCCCUCGCGGCCCCCACCCAACGAACUUCUCCCCUGACUGGAUCUGUCACCCUCCUCACCUCCUCCCUCUUCAAGCGGGUGUCGCAACCGGAGAUCUACCCUGUCCAACCGUCCUCCGGCCAUCAGCCCCUCCCUCUUGGUGGUGAUCAUGUCGAGCGCCCCCGCAUCCUAGCGCCUCCCCUGCGGCGGAUCCGUCUGGAUCCAGCCCCGUCGUCCGUGAUCAUGGAGGGAUCCCUCGCCGACCCACCUUCCCUUCUAGCGCUCCCGGCAUCUGCACUCCAUUCGCCCAGCCGGCUCGGCCCCGAGCCCUCACCUUCUCUCCGCAGUGCACACUGGCACGCACGCAGUCCGCCCCCCGACGGCGUGCAGUACGUCCGUCGCGUUGGUGCAGCUUGCUCGCCUGCGUGCAGUACGUCUGUCGCGUUCGUGCAGCUCGCUCGCCUGUGUGCAGUCCGUCACUGGAUGGAUGGAUGGAUUAGUGCAGCUCGGUGGCUCGCCAGGUGCGCUCGGUGGUCGCUGUGGUCUACCGACAAAGCAUGAUGGAGCCGUGCAUCGCCGAUCUGGUUGCUUGUAUCCCACCAGCGAUGUGGGACUAGUCACCUGGUGAAGUUCGCUGGAUACCCCCAUGCAGUUUGUUUUGCCUCUCGAUGUGGUGGUGCCGAGCGGUAAGCCCCUGCCUUGCCGGUGCCCACCGGCAUGUGGGAACUCCUCGUCUGUGGCCUCGGCAGUGUGUUGGGGUUAACUGUGCGGUGCAGAUUUGCACGGCAGUGCGGUGCAGUACAAGCCGGGUGUGCUCCCAAGUACAGGCUGCUCAUUACACAGGUCGGCUGGGUUGUCGGAGCAGUGACGGUGGCUGUGGUGGCAUGCUCCUCCUUAUCCCCCCCCCCCCCCCCCCCCCCAAUGGCCUGUAACGAGCUCCCUCCUCCAACUGUUGCAGUUCGAUUUUUUGUUCAAGCUCACUGAAUUUUGUUUUGUAGUGCACUGUCGAAAUGAAAAAAAUUGUACGUACAAGUUUCCAGGCGCGGCGUCGGGCCGUUUGGUAGGGAGCGGCGUGCAGUUUGCUUGCAUGGACGGGAGCUUCCUGAUCCUGCUCCGACCCAUCUUCUUCCCCCUAGUGCACUGCAGUUGUUCAUCAUUUUCAUCUCGUGGUGUGCCGUUUGCAAAGAUCGUGGUCGUGCAGCUCGUCGUCGGUGUUUUGCGGUUCUGUGCGUGGGGCGGUGCGGUUCUUUUUUUGGGACGCAAAAUUGCAAAAACUGUAGUGUGGUUGGGUGCCCUGCCGUGGUGCAGUUUGUCCAUGGGUCCUCGUUUUUGUGUUUCAAGGAAAAAGUAUGAUGAUUGGGUUGUCGUUCUGUUAAAACACACCGAAACUUUGUUGGCGUAGCUUCAAAAAAGAGAGCAUCAAAAGUAUAACGAACUCCCUGUGUCUCGUUGGCGUAGCUUCAAAAAAGUGCAAAGAAUAUUUUUGACCAGUGAUGAUGAAGUUUUCUGUGUAUGUUGGAAGUUCUCUUCUUUCACAAGUUAACUCUUUUUUGUUUUUGUUUAAGUUUGAUCCAAUGCAGUUCGAUUGGUAUGAUAGAGAGGUUCAUUUUCAUGAAAAAAGGGUUAUUGUAGCCGAUUGAUGCAGCCCACUACACCCAUGUUUUUCAUUUCUUGAAAAAAUAAUUUGUUGUGCAGGACAA